Molecule: messenger RNA, 2270 nt
Organism: Halteromyces radiatus
Lineage: Eukaryota; Fungi; Mucoromycota; Mucoromycetes; Mucorales; Cunninghamellaceae
Exons: 3
Coding region: 156-2270 (704 amino acids)
Molecular function (GO): protein binding
Source: RefSeq, a predicted model, not a curated record
CCUUAUCUCCUCACUUUUUCCUUCUGUGUCUGCCAUACAAUCAUCUUUUAUUAUAUAAAGUUUUCCUCUCUUUUCCACAUGCUUAUGCAAACGUAUUCGCUCUCUCAUUCACGCUUGCCUCAUUAUUCUUGGUGCUGAAGGUCAAAAAGUUCAAUAUGGAUCCUCUUCUUUUACCUGCAGAAAUAUUUGAAAAGAUCAUUUUACUUUUACCUCGUCAACAAUUCUUCGAAUAUCGACUUGUAUCUCGCGGUUGGCAAAAGUUUCGUCUAUUUGACCACUGUCAGCUUUACCAUACUGUGAACAUUACUAAUGUACGACGUAUGCAAUCUUUUCUACUUCUUCUUCUGUGGUCUGCCAAACAACAUCAUAUAGCUUCUACCAACUUCUCUCUACCUAUUGGCCAUUAUGUUCGGCAACUCUACAUCGAACAGUCUGUUAGUAUAAACCACACACGGUUUGUCUUGCUUCAAUCUCUGUGCCCUUUUGUUGAAUUCUUCGAACAUUACUCUUCCUCUCGCCUGCUAUCUACUAUGUGGCCAAUCCUUCAAUAUCAUGAUGAUAAUCCUUCCAAUCAGGACUUCUUAGCCAGCUACGCUUACCCUAGCUACGCUUACCCUGGAUGGCCAUAUUUGAAGAACCUUAUGUCUCACCACACCGAUACACCUGGAUAUUUGAUGCACCAUUACAGCCAACAACUGACACAUUUGACCAUUGCGCUCUUUCAUCGGACUGGCUCUUACUUUUGGCCAUUACCGUCCUUGCCUUGCCUUUAUGAAAUUCAAUUAAGAUAUAUGGACCUUGAUGGCGACUCCCUGGAUACGAUGAAUACCUCAGCACCGCAGCUCACAACUCUCCGAAUUGAUACAUGUAGAUUUCUUCCUAUGGAAACAACAGCAGCAGCAGCAGCAAGACCGUUAACAUCUUUACGUACUCUGGAAUUUGAGAAAACGGAAGUACUUGAUUCAUCCUGGCGAAUAUUUUUUUUGACAAGGUACCCUAACUUGGAAAAAUUCAACAUUAACUUCUCUCGUGGGAGACAAUACCCUUCACAUCAAGCUGAAAUGGUGGCUGGCUUUCCUCGAUUACGCAUCCUCGGCUUGGAAACACAGUACAACAAACCGCACGAAUCGCUGUUGCAUUAUUUACGACUCAAGAAUUCGAUCAUCGGAAUGGAAGAUAUACGUCUGGAAAAUUUUUGGAAUAAAGCAAUGGAAGAUAUAGGGAAUGCGACCUACAUGGAAGGUUACUGCUGGUUCAUUGGAUGUCUCCAACCAACGUUGAAGUCAUUGCACAUCUCUCCACCAUCGCUGUGUCCUGGGGUUUGUUUGGUAGAUAUGAUGAAGCCUCUGUCUUUUUGCCAUGACUUGACUACAUUGACGUUGAAUCUCUUUGGUAGUCCUCCUGAUCACCCUGUGGACAUACCCUCCAUUUUGGAUGCCUGCCGGAAUCUGGAUAGUCUUGAACUGAGCGAAGGUGUAUUGACAGCGUCAUCAGUAACAUCAUCAUCAUCAACAUCAUCAUCACCAACAUCAUCAUCAUCAACAUCAACAUCACCAACAUCAACAUCACCAACAUCAACAUCACCAACAUCAACAUCACCAACAUCAACAUCACCAACAUCAACAUCACCAACAUCAACAUCAUCAACAUCAUCAACAUAUAACAGCAAGCUUGCGAAAUUAGUCUUGGUCAACUGCUCUUUUGAUUCGUCUUUAUUUGGAUAUAUCAACAAGUCGUGUAAGAACUUGGAAAAGCUGGCAAUUCGAUGGUUUGAACUUAGCGAUGUGACUCCACCAUGGGAAACUACGACUCAAGAUGAACGGUGUAUAGAGAUUAACUUGCCGGAUGUUGGACUGGAAAUAUGCACAUUGGACGUUGAGGCUAUUAUUGAUUUAGUUGUUAUUACAGGCUCCACACAAAAAGAAGAAGAAAAACGAUUUUAUAUGCCUUCGAACGACAGAGAAUAUCGGCAUCCGGUAUCAUUCAAUGAGGUUCCUCCCAGGCUCCCUUAUUAUGAAGACGAAACACAGUGGCCCUCCUUGACAGCAACUGUACACAAAGAUUACUAUUGGAAACAGAUGGAUCCGCUAUUGGAUGGAUCAAGUCGAUAUGUUAGCGAUAGUGUGUCUUGCUUGACCAAAAGACAAAUUAUUCCAUAUUGGAGAUCUUAUGGAUGGUCGUUGAUUUAUCUGCUUUUUGAUUCUUGGAUUCUUGUUUUCAUUGGGCAUUCAAGUUAUUCACUGGUAGUUAAGUCUCACUUAUAUCUCUAG